UUAAAAUGUGUACUAAUUAGUGUUGAAUUAGCAAAAACGCCUGGAGUGGUGUAUUUUAGCAGGUCCCUGCUUAAACCCUAAACUCACCACCAUCACCACUACCACUACCACGGCUAUACACGCCUGUGCCGGAUAGCAAUGAAUGGAGUCAAUUACUGAAGCUACUUUGUUCUACUUAGCCAUGUUAAUUUUUGUUCGUGGCCUAUUAGGUAUCACAUUCAGAAAAUCUGACCGUGUAAGCCAUUUUUCGUCUCCUACAUAUACUCCAUUGAUUCCAUUCUUCUUUGUCAACAACUUUCUUUGCUUAUUCAGAUACCCAUUUUCCACAAAUACUAGUAAUACUUUUUUGGAUGCUAAUUCCAUUAAGAAUAUCAUAAGGGAAGAGAAAUGGGAAGAUGAUAUUAGGAUUGCAAGACUUUUUGAUUCCGCUUUAGCUCCUCUUUGGGUCUCCCAAAUUCUAUUGGCAUUAAAACAAGACCCAAGGUUAGUGUUGAGGUUUUUCAAGUGGGCAAAAACACAGACUGAUUUUUAUCAUACUGCAGAGGGUUAUUGUAUUGUAGCUCACAUUUUGUUCUACUCUAGAAUGUAUAGUGAUACAUAUGAUGUUCUAAAAGAAUUGGUUACCUUGAGUAAUGAUAAAAAAGUAUUGCCUUGUUCUGAUGUACUUGAUGUUCUUUGGUCAACCAGAAAUGCUUGUAAGCCAGGGUAUGGGGUGUUUGAUGCAUUAUUUAGCGUACUAAUUGAGAUGGGGUUGCUUAAGGAGGCUAGUGACUGCUUUUUAAGGAUGAGAAGUUUUAGAGUUCUUCCCAAAGCACGAUCUUGCAAUUAUCUUUUGCACAGAUUCUCUAAGUUAGGUGAUAAGAACUCAUCAUUGAAGUUCUUUGAUGAUAUGAUUGAGUCUGGAAUUGUUCCAACAGUGUAUACCUACAAUAUAAUGAUUGACUAUUUAUGUAAGGAUGGUGAUUUGAAUGCAGCAAAAAGGUUGUUUACUCAGAUGAAGGAUAUAGGCAUUGAUCCAGAUAUUGUUACAUAUAAUUCUCUCAUUGAUGGAAUCGGUAAACAUGGGGAGCUUGAGGAUAUGGUUUCUAUCUAUGAAGAAAUGAAGAAAUCUAAAUGUCUUCCUGAUGUAGUAACAUACAAUACAUUGAUCAAUUGUUUCUGUCGAUCUGGAAGGAUGGCAGUAGCAUUUGAGUAUCUGCAUGAGAUGAAGAGAAGUGGCUUGAAGCCGAAUUUGAUUACCUAUAGCAUAUUUAUUGAUGUUUUUGCCAAAGAAGGAAUGUUACAAGGAGCUAUCAAGUUCUUUGUAGACAUGAGGCGGGUAGGUCUUGCUCCUAAUGAAUUUGCUUAUACUUCGUUGAUUGAUGCUCAUUUUAAAGUUAGUAAAGUUGAUGAAGCGUUGAAGCUUGUUAAAGAGAUGCUAGAGGUAGGAGUUAAGUUAAACGUCGUGACCUAUGCAACAUUGGUCAAUGGCCUUUGUAAUGCGGGGAAUAUCAAGGAAGCUGAAGAAGUUUUUAGGGUCAUGUUGAAGGAUGGGAUUGUCCCAAAUUUAGAAGUCUAUACUGCUCUUAUCCAUGGGUAUAUCAAAUCAAAAAGGCUAGUGGAUGCUUUGAAUAUUUUGGAACAAAUGAAAGAAAAUAAUAUCAAACCAGACACAUUACUCUAUGGAGUAGUUUUAUGGAGUUUUUGCUCUGACAAGAAGUUUGAAGAAGCCAAAGUUUUAUUUGAUAAAAUGAAGGGACUUGGGAUAGAGGGAAACUAUGUCAUAUACACAAUAUUUGCCGACGCUUACUUUAAGGCUGGAAAAUCUGUAGAAGCACAGGCUCUGCUAAAUGAAAUGCAGGAAAGAGGUAUUUCCCCUACAGUUGUGACGUAUUCUGCAUUAAUUGAUGGCUUGUGUCGGCUGGGAUUUGUCCAGGAAGCAAUGGACCAUUUCCAUUCUAUGCCAAAAAUGGGUUUGCAGCCUAAUGUUGUGGCUUAUACAGCUCUAAUUCAUGGCCUCUGUAGAAAUAAAUGUCUAGAGGCUGCGGAUAAGAUGUUCAAUGAAAUGCUUGGAAAAGGUAUACAUCCAGAUAAAAUAGUUUAUACAUCCUUGAUAGAUGGAAAUCUAAAGCAGGGAAAUAUUCAAGAUGCUUUAGAUUUACGAAGGAGAAUGACCGUUAUUGGUUUGGAGCUUGACCUUCAUGCCUACACUGCUUUGAUUUGUGGGCUUUCAAAAAAUGGCCAGGUGCCUCAGGCGAGAAGUUUUUUUGAUGAGAUGAUUGAGAAGGGUGUUAAACCUGAUGAGGUUGUAUUUUCAUGUCUUAUAAGAAAAUAUCAAGAGAUUGGUAAUCUAGAAGAAGUUCUUGCAUUGCAAAAUGAAAUGAUGAAAAGAGGCCUUACGACAGUUACAAGUGACGUUGCAGUUCAUAAUAUGCAAACCUGAAUAAUUGUAUUUUGGUUGUCUGAUUACAUCAUUGACAGAAGAGGUCGCAAUUAUACUCAGUUUGCUCUCCUCUAUCUAAUUCAACCCCAUUUCAAUACUGAGGGUAUCGGGUUGUCUCCUAGGUUUGGGCCUGCCCAGAAAUAGAGGAAAGGCGAGCCACUGUAGGUGCACACCUUAUUAUUGCCCACAUGAACUCAACUAUGGUGAGAGCAGCCACUAGAGGUGCACAUUCUACUGUUAGACACAUGAACGCAACCACAGACCAGCUGAACUGUAUGUCACUUGAAUGCUUGAUCACCAAGAUUUCUCUGGAGGAAGUUAGUAAGAAGUAACGAGAAAGCAGGAAGAAGAUAGAAAAGAAAAGUCAAUGGAAAUAGAUCCUUAGCUUCUCCUAUAUGCAAGGAUCAUUUUUAUCUUAUUUGUCUUAUUUUUACCUUCUUUUUCUGUGUUGGUUAUGCAUAUUCUGAUUUUGUUUUUGGUUUUAAGUUUGUCAAUGGGAAAAUGGAUUUGGUGUUGGUGAAUUUGGCUGAAACAAAAUUGAUGGUGAAAGGCUAGAGGAUUAUAGGAAUGAAAGUAGAGAGAUAUCUACCAUGACUGCUAAGAUUUGCUCUAUAAAAAAUUCAACCAAGAAAAGGCAAUGGGAAAAAAGGGGUUUCACUAGAAUUUUUUUGGAAAUCUAGCUAGGUAGGACCUUCGUUCUGAAUUUUUUUUCAUCUUAUUUUAUGACGUUAUGUCAAGAUCGUGAGUGCUUCGAGUCGUGUAUGUCUAAAGAGUGGUCUUAGAUCAUCCAAGCAUGUUCCCAAAGAUGAUUUUCCGCUGCCGAACAUUGAUUGAAUGUUAUCACUUCAAUCUUAAUUUGAUUGUGUGGCUGACUGCACAUUAAUCUUAGCAUCCACAUAUUUGUGAUGCUCAUCUUGUCGAUGUGUUGGAAUUUAGCAGUUACAUUGAUUGUCGUAUAAAACUUAUGUUUCAACUUGGUAGGCACCCUCCUAUCACAUAACACUCCGGUAGCAUUUUUUUCAUUUUAGUCAUUCAAUUUUGAGGGAAUAAUUCACUUGCACUCCUGCUAGCACUAUAAAAGUUUUGGUCUUAACGCUAUUACUACUUCUGUGCUGCAUUUUUUCUGGUUUGUAGAGUCGAUUUUCUCGUUUACCCACAACGAAGGAGACGCUCCCACCAUGCAAGCAACCAUGGGUCAUAACACACUCUUCGCACAACAAGUCCACAUAAAGUUGACUUAUUUGCUUGGCCAAUUGUCAGGAGCUCAUUACUACUUCACAGUGGAGAGCUGGAGGAAGAUCAAAGUAUCACUGAACAUGAUGGAUCUUUAAGGAACUUCUACGACAAUGUGACCAUCAACGUAUAUCCCAUGAGACAGCAGAGCCGAAAUCUUUUACAUUGUCAUGGACUUUGCAUGAAGUUGUUUUAAGUCCUAUUGAUUUUGAGGUCAAUUAUCAGCUCAAUCUUGACACGAUGAACUGAGCAAGAAGAAGUUAAGGGAAAUUUAUGAAGGUUAAACUUUGCUCUUUAUUGUGGGGAAGAACAUGAAUUAAUGAUCAAUGACAUGAAAACAAUGCUCUUUUUCUGAAUGGCAUUGGUGGAGAACCAUUCGGUUUUCCCUGGAAGCAGCUAUUAGUUAUACAGAUGUCACCGAGCACGCGGAUUCAAAUUCCAGUUGAUGCAAGAAACACUGGUUGAUUUCUUCAUUUGAGCUCCGUUUCAUCAUCGAUCUUGUGCCUGCUUCGUUCUUUCUUGAGGAAGCCAUGGAUAUAAUCCGGUGGAAGUUUUUGAGUUUGAGAUGAACUCACCAAGUGGAUAUGUUUGUAGGUUGCAGUAACAUGUAGUGCUUUGUCUUCAAUUGAAUAUUUUAUCUUAACUUGUGUUGUAUUUAUAUAAUAUCUGCAGAAUAGUAAGUACCAAAAAAUGUGGAAAAAAUAAAUAUAAUAUCUGAUGUGAGAGAUGUGGUGGGUCAAUGCCCUUUCUAUAUAUCGAUACUAGUAGUAUCUGGACAUGAGCAAGUUAUUAGAAUAAAUUAUAUUACUACUAAA
Molecule: messenger RNA, 4470 nt
Organism: Solanum lycopersicum (tomato)
Lineage: Eukaryota; Viridiplantae; Streptophyta; Magnoliopsida; Solanales; Solanaceae
Product: pentatricopeptide repeat-containing protein
Molecular function (GO): protein binding
Source: RefSeq, a predicted model, not a curated record